Molecule: messenger RNA, 813 nt
Organism: Theileria equi strain WA
Lineage: Eukaryota; Apicomplexa; Aconoidasida; Piroplasmida; Theileriidae
Exons: 1
Coding region: 1-813 (270 amino acids)
Source: RefSeq, a predicted model, not a curated record
AUGAGUGCUGGAGUGUUAACGUUGAAUGUAGAUGGAAAAUGUGGAAAAGAAUGUAAUUGUACAGGUGGUCAAAGCAUAGCCAAAUUAAAGGUUAGUAAGGAGCCAGACACCCCUGUAAAGGGUUUUACCAAAUGUAUGCACUAUCUUGAAGGUGGAAGUACAUUUAAGCUAAAUAAGACACUCGCCGGUGAUGGAGGUACUAUAAGCGCAACUGUAGGAUCUCCAGACGCACCCAUACCCAAUGUUACGGAAGUCUCUAUUUACUACUGGGAUGGAGCACCAGAUAGACCUAUCCUCAUUGGUAUUACCAAAAAGAGUAGUAGUGGUAAACCCACAUUCUAUGGCAAGAAUGGCACUGGAGGACACCUAUCUUGGUUGGCUGGUCAAGUUAGGGACCUGGAAGAACAACAAGCCCUAGAUAAACAAAACUGCUAUAACAAUGACGCCAUUCCAUUUAAUAUAAAGGAUUCACGUACAGGUGAUUUCGAAGAGUCUAAAACCACUUGCAUGCAGAAGAGCAGAAAAAUAAAAUCUACUACCUCUCUACCCGAUCCCCCUCCCGGGAGUGAAUAUGCAGUUACUUCUUUCAGGAUUACCGAUACUAGUGGCAAAGAUAAGGAGACAAAGAUCUCUAGAGUUACAUAUAGGAGCAAACCCACUGAUAUUCCUCCUAUUAGUGAGGCAAUUGAGAAAAUAAGACUUUAUUCAUAUCCUGGUAGUAGUCAAGUACCACUUAUGAUUGAGUUCAAGCCACCUGGUAAUGGAGGGUCAAAGUGGUAUUAUAGUGCAAAUCCAAUGGUACUAACUGGUUAG